Molecule: messenger RNA, 2547 nt
Organism: Anopheles merus
Lineage: Eukaryota; Metazoa; Arthropoda; Insecta; Diptera; Culicidae
Gene: kay
Product: transcription factor kayak
Exons: 6
Coding region: 488-2047 (519 amino acids)
Biological process (GO): regulation of transcription by RNA polymerase II
Cellular component (GO): nucleus
Molecular function (GO): DNA-binding transcription factor activity, RNA polymerase II-specific; RNA polymerase II cis-regulatory region sequence-specific DNA binding
Source: RefSeq, a predicted model, not a curated record
CAUUUAAUUCAUAAGACAAAAGUGUGUUGAAAGCGAUAUGAUGCGCAGUGCGUUUGUGUGACUAUACUGUUUUUAAUGAGAUUUCAGAAGUCUUUUUCUUUCGCCUGUACUAUAUUCCUUUUUAUCAGCUCCGAAAUUGUGAAAGGUGUAAUAGUGAUCGUUGGUGUUUAAUCAAAUACCUUACUGCGGUAGCUUUGAAAACGUAACGAGUUUUGAAAUCGUUUUAUGACAUAAUAAUUUGGAAUUGAAGUAUCGACGACCUCCAUACGAAGUAGAGUGGACCGGGCCAACCCCGAAAAAAAUCCGGGAAAAAUCGGGAAACCUGGUUAGAGUGGACACCCUCUCAUCAUCUUCUGUGAAAAGCAACGAUUUGCAAAACGGAAAAAAACUUAUUUUCUGCCAUUAUUUCAUUAUAGAUUUACGCUGCCUCUAUUAGACUGCCUCUAACAUCAACGUCAACGAUUUCUGAAAGAGUGAAUACGCCAAUAUGAAGAGUCACAACAAUGUUGCAUCACGCUUAUGCGAUGAAAACUCGCAAUUAGAUAGUGAUGCUAGUAAUAACAGUAGUAGUGGAAAUAUUCAUGACAACGUAAUCAGUAUAAGUCACGCUGAGGCCGAUCACCAAAUGCCUUCAAUAACGGAAGUUGCUGGUAAAGAUCAUUUAGGAGGGAACAACAACGAUCAACCUGCAAGUCUCGAUCUUACUAUCAACGCUCCUGUUCAACCGUUUUUAAGUUUUCGUAUGUCCCGUGCGUUUGCUUCAUUUGAUGGUAUUGGUGUGCACAGUGGUGUGCCGACACGUACUACUCCAACAUUGACACCCACCACCUUAAAAAACAUUGAACAAACGUUCAUAGAAGCAACGAAUGCCACACAAAUUAAUUUACCAUACCAAGCAGGAUUCGUGCCACCUUCUUACCCAAUGGAGGAUCAUAGCCAGGAUGGCGGCGUAAGUCAGGAAUCACUCAGCUCAACCUCCAACGGCUCGUGGCACGUAUCUGGAUCACAUGGCUAUACCGGUGAUGAUUUGGACUCAAAAUCUUCUGCAUCAAUGGACCAACCAUCUUUUGAAACUCGAGCCUCCCGAUCUACUUUUGCAACGAGUAAUUCAGAUGAUAAUGUGAAAUUGGAGACGGGGCUUUCGGAAGCAGUGAAUUCAUUCGCAAUCGGGAUUACAACUAGGAGGACCUCGGGCCCUUCUGUACGAAAUGGUAGCGGAGGACGACGAAAUGUUGGUGGUCGACGUCCACACAAGCCCUCAAAUCUCACUCCAGAAGAAGAGGAAAAACGACGGAUUAGACGAGAGCGAAAUAAACAAGCAGCAGCCAGGUGUCGUAGGCGUCGCGAGGAUCACACAAACGAACUUGUUGACGAAACGGAUCAACUAGAGAAAAAGCGCCAAUCAUUAGCUCAGGAAAUCCAACAACUACAACAAGAGAAGGAUGAUCUUGAGUUUUUGCUUGAAUCGCAUCGUGCGCACUGUCGCCUACAGGCUCGCCAUAGUCCCAUCGACUUAAAACCAACUGAACUCGAGAACAUUGCAACCUUUGUAUUGCCAAAAAUUAAAACCGAACCGGAUGAAGAAUUUAUUCUUCAGCGGCAAAAUCUACGCGCAACGCAGAUGCAGGAUCACCUCGACAACAAUGCUUCUGAGCACAACACAGUUUCUAAAAAACUAAAAAUUUCAAAUACACACACCGAGAGUCUUGAGACGCCGACACCGACUAGCAGUGGCUUCAUUCCCCUCGCAGGCGUUGGUUUCGCUGCUACCAAACCAUCAACUGAAGCAAGUGGUAGUCGCCCGACACGUCCAGAUAGCUUAGAUGUAAAGUCAGCUGCACAAUAUCCAUUAAUCGCUAGAAUUGACGCUGGAGGACCGGUUGGAAUGUCGACACCAUCGAGUGGACUGUUUAACUUCGAUAGUCUGAUGGAGGGUGGUACGGGAUUAACACCGAUAGCAGCCCCGAUCAGUUUUCCAUCUAAUCGAAAUCCCUUGGAGCUUAUAACACCAACCAGUACAGAACCAUCGAAACUAUGUAGUCUAUAGUGCAAUAUAAGCCGGCAUCUCGAAAGAAAUGGUUAAAAAUUAACAGUCGUUAAAAUUGCUGGACAUUGGCAUCGCGAACGCAUCGAGUUCAUUUGUUAAUUUUAAGGACUAGUCCUAGACCCUAGACCUUCGUUAAACGAAUGAUCGUUAAGAGUGUAUGUCAACGAUCGGCAAACCGUUGUGGUUGAGGGCCAAAUUUAUUAAAUCAUCGUAAGCUGUUGAUCAGGAGAAUACAGGAUUUUUGCAACGAUAUUAUGACAUUAUAACAUUUUUAAAACAAAAUAAUUCAUAUUCAAACGAUCAAAACAACAAAGCAAGAGAAAUGUCGCUUCUUGAUGAAUCGUUCCUCAUAUAAAUCAAAAUAAUUAGGGAUAUUCUGGGGAUGGUACAAGAGCCUUUACGGCUGAAAAAUUAUCGAGGCUAACGUACUCGACAAAUUCACCAACAUUUCACCAAGCACCAAAAACUUCGUAAUGCUUUACGAACAAAUAAUGCCAUGU